This is a messenger RNA of Cucumis melo (muskmelon), 2067 nucleotides long. RefSeq lists its product as uncharacterized. The transcript has 7 exons. NCBI's taxonomy places the organism in Eukaryota, Viridiplantae, Streptophyta, Magnoliopsida, Cucurbitales, Cucurbitaceae. The record is from RefSeq and is a predicted model, not a curated record. Bases 669 to 1634 code for a protein of 321 amino acids.
GAAAGGAGAGAGAAGAGUAAAACGGUGUCGUUUUUCUGGCAAAUAAGAAUCCACCACCGCGGCGCCGCCGAAGCCAAGGCUGAGCAAAUCGGAAAGGCCGAAAAUGAAAUAAAAAGAGAUGAAAUAAGUAAAUAAAGAAGGAGAAGAAGGAGAAGAAGAAGAAAGUGAGGUUGCAACGGUCGGAGCCUUGGGGGGGCCUCAAAAUCCAUUUAAAGUUCUUCACGAGAAAGACUCAAAACCCAUUAAUUUCUUUUUCCUUUUUCUCUUCACUCUUUCUCAAAUUUCUCCUUUUUCGUUGUUUUUUUUUUUUUUUUUUUGGCCCCCUUCUUUUUCUCUCUCUUUUCAUCUCAAUUUUAUUUUUUUUCCCUUUUUUCUUUUUUCUGUUAUUUGACUGAGAUUUCAGAGCGAUGGGAGAGAAAAGUUCCAGAAAGAAAAUAAAGGGAAAGCCAAAAGAAGGGGCUGGAAGAAGAUUCUGAGCUCCCCCAAAUGCCCUUUUCCUUCUUUUCCCUUUUACCAUCUUAAGAAUGGCGGACGAUCCUUCUUCAUUGACCAAGGGUCUAGCAUGUGGAUGACCAAGGCUAGUACCUUUAUGGAUUUUAAAUUCAAAGUUUUCCAUCUGAAGUCGGGAGGAAACUUUUAUUUCAAAGGUCCCCAAGAAAUCCCCAUUGAUGCUAAGGAUGAUUGUCUUGGUCUUUGCGAUGGUCUGUGGUGUAUUUAUAUGCUCAGUUUGUCUGAAACAAAUUAGCACCAGAUCGAAGGUCGGUUUUAUGAAAGUCCAAGUUAUUGACAUGCCCUGUUCAAAGCCUACAAUUGAUCCUUCAGAUGUUCCUUUUGUUCAUUUUCCUAAACCUACAACAUAUAGCAGGGCUGAAUGUGCUUGCCACCCGGUUCGAUACUUUGCCAUUUUGUCUAUGCAGAGAUCAGGCAGUGGUUGGUUUGAGACGUUAUUAAAUAAUCAUACUAAUAUAAGUUCCAAUGGAGAGAUAUUCUCAGUUAAAGUUAGGAGAAGUAAUAUUUCAACCAUUGUUGAAACUUUGGAUAAAGUUUACAAUCUGGACUGGUUUACUAGUGCUUCAAAAAAUGAGUGCACAGCAGCUGUUGGCCUUAAGUGGAUGCUUAAUCAGGGGUUGAUGCAACACCAUGUAGAAAUAGUAGAGUACUUCAAACGUCGUGGGGUUUCUGCUAUUUUUCUAUUCCGCAGAAACCUUCUACGCAGAAUGAUCUCAGUACUAGCGAAUUCUUAUGAUCGAGACGCCAAGCUAUUGAAUGGAACCCACAAGUCUCACGUGCAUUCAAAUCACGAGGCAAAUAUACUCGCAAAGUACAAACCUUUAAUUAAUGCCACUCUGUUGAUGCCCAAUUUGAGGCAAGUAGAAGAUACAACAACUAAAGCAUUGGAGUACUUCAAGAGCACCCGACACAUUGUUUUGUAUUACGAAGAUGUAGUUAAAAACCGCACUAAAUUAAGAGAUGUUCAAGACUUUCUAAAGGUUCCACGAAGGAAGUUGAAGAGUCGUCAGGUGAAGAUACACCGUGGUCCAUUGUCGAAUCAAAUCGAGAACUGGGAAGAUGUUCAGAAGGCACUUCGGGGAAGCCGAUACGAGAACUUUUUAAAUGCAGACUACCGGAAGUAACGUACGAAACUGAAGAGGCAGGCAAGCAAGCUAAGAAGGUGUAUAUAGAGCAUCAUCAUUUUGUGCCAUAAGUAAUCACCAACAGGAGGAGGAAUUGAGGCAUCCUUUUUGUUGCAAUUUUGGCUUUGGCACAAUGCCAAAUUUUGUUUGUUUUUUAGAGAUUUAAAUCUUCUGUCUUUAUUCUCUAUUCCUUUUUCUUUAUUUCUUUUUGUCAGUAAUAUUCAGUUCAUUCUUUUAACAUCUUCUCUUCUCAAAUUGGAUUCAACAUUUUUUAACACCACUAAUCAUGAGAGAAGUUCCAUAAUUUUUUUUUUUUAUUGUAUGAAAUGUAGCCUUUGUUUUUGUUUUUGAGAAGGGGGAUUGUAAAGACCACAGACAUUUUUUCCCACACUUGUUAUUGGAUCUGAAGAAAUUUGAUUUACUCUUUUGAUUA